This is a messenger RNA of Humulus lupulus (European hop), 535 nucleotides long. RefSeq lists its product as uncharacterized. Bases 63 to 458 code for a protein of 131 amino acids. NCBI's taxonomy places the organism in Eukaryota, Viridiplantae, Streptophyta, Magnoliopsida, Rosales, Cannabaceae. The record is from RefSeq and is a predicted model, not a curated record. The transcript is spliced from 2 exons.
AUAAAGAAAACGUGGAAGAUAAAAAGAAAACACAUAAGCGGACACGAGGCAUAGUGCGAUUGAUGAAGAUCAUAGCAGAUAAAAUUAAAGGAAUCAAAUGCCAUUUGAGGUUCAAUAGAAGGGGGCAAUCGAUCGGGACCCCAAACAGAGAGCUUCAAUGUUAUUUAGGAAUGCAAGCCAAAAGUACGGUGCCAAUUAACAUUGACAAUUGGCACGAAGUUCCUAAAUCUAUAUUGGACAGCUUAUGGAAGGAUGUCAAUCUAGCUUUCCACCUAGAUGAGAAUAUGCGAAAAAAUAUUAUUGGCUCAGUGGGUAAUAAGUGGAGACAAUUCAAAUGUAAUUUGAACAAGAAGUUUAUAGUCCCUUACCUUAAUGACCCAUCUCUUUUGGAAGCAAACCCUCGUGGUCUCGAUAAACCUCCACCAAGCUAUCAUAUAGAAGAAACACAUUGGAAAUAAUUUGUCAAGAGAAGGACAUCGAAAGAGUUUCAAGAUUUUAGAAAAUUACAACAAGAAAGGCGUAAUCAUUUACAAUA